Molecule: messenger RNA, 1063 nt
Organism: Elgaria multicarinata webbii
Lineage: Eukaryota; Metazoa; Chordata; Lepidosauria; Squamata; Anguidae
Gene: GPR18
Product: G protein-coupled receptor 18
Exons: 2
Coding region: 53-1045 (330 amino acids)
Biological process (GO): positive regulation of Rho protein signal transduction; phospholipase C-activating G protein-coupled receptor signaling pathway
Cellular component (GO): plasma membrane
Molecular function (GO): G protein-coupled receptor activity
Source: RefSeq, a predicted model, not a curated record
GCAGAACUUAGAUUAUCUUUAUUCUAUCUGUUCUUAGAUACAUAAUGAAAUUAUGGAUAACUACAAUCAAAGUCUAAUUACAAUGUCUGGAAACAGCCAUCCUGAAGAGUACAGAAUUUCAUCACUUGUCUUCUACAGCUUUAUUUUCACAAUUGGCUUACUUGUUAAUGUCACAGCACUCUGGGUCUUCAGCUGUACCACCAAGAAAAGAACAACUAUAACUAUCUACAUGAUGAACGUUGCACUGCUUGACUUGUUUUUUAUAUUUUCCUUGCCUUUCCGGUUGCAUUACUAUGGGAAACGCUCUUGGUUCUUUGGAGACAUCUUCUGCCGGGUUCUAAGUGCUUUCACUGUUUUUUACCCAAGCAUUGCUCUAUGGCUGCUAGCUUUUAUAAGUGUUGACAGAUAUCUGGCUGUUGUUCAACCCAAACAUGCCAAGGAACUCAAGAAUACAGCCAAAGCUCUGAUAGCUUGCACAGGUCUUUGGAUAAUGACUCUUGUGACAACUUCUCCUCUAAUGCUCUUACAUCCUGAUCCAGACAAAACUUCAAACUUCACCACCUGCAUUAAGAUGAUGGAUAUUAUCUACCUAACAGAAGUCAACGUGUUAAAUUUUUCUCGGCUGGUAUUUUUUUUCUUGGUUCCCCUAUUCAUCAUGAUUGGUUGUUACCUCAUCAUCAUUUACAGUCUCAUUCGUGGACGAACUUCCAAGCUGAAACCAAAGGCUAAAGAGAGGUCAAUCAGAAUUAUUGUGACACUGAUAAUCCAAGUGCUUGUGUGUUUUGUGCCUUUUCACAUUUGUUUUGUGUUCCUGAUGCUCCAAGAUGUACACGUAAACUACAAUCCAUGGGGAGCAUUUACCACUUUUCUCAUGAAUCUCAGCACAUGUCUAGAUGUAAUUCUGUACUACCUGGUUUCUAAACAAUUUCAGGCCCGAGUAAUCAGUGUCAUGCUUUAUCGUAAUUAUCUUCGAAGCGUACGAAGGAAAAGUAUAAGAUCUGGUAGCAUGAGGUCAUUAAGUAAUAUCAAUAGUGAGAUGAUAUAGAAAGAACUUAUGUGUGAU